This is a messenger RNA of Trichoplax adhaerens, 1851 nucleotides long. RefSeq lists its product as uncharacterized. Lineage: Eukaryota; Metazoa; Placozoa; Uniplacotomia; Trichoplacea; Trichoplacidae. Gene Ontology annotation, cellular component: cytosol. Gene Ontology annotation, biological process: peptide catabolic process; proteolysis. The transcript is spliced from 18 exons. Bases 1 to 1851 code for a protein of 616 amino acids. Gene Ontology annotation, molecular function: epoxide hydrolase activity; aminopeptidase activity; metallopeptidase activity. The record is from RefSeq and is a predicted model, not a curated record.
AUGGCUGACCCAACGUCUUUUUCUAACUUUGAUCAAUGUUUAGUUUCCCAUAUGUCUUUAGACUGGAGUAUUAACUUUGAUACGAAAAGAAUUGAAGGAAAUGUUACCCUGGCAACUCAAGUAGUAGCAGAUGAUGUGUCGAAAUUGAUCCUUGAUACUCGUGAUAUAGCAGUAACUCGUAUUUUUGAUAAUGACACGGGCAAGGAUUUCAACUACAGCUUUACGGAAAAUAUUCCAGCAUUAGGGACCGCUUUAGAAAUUCAACUAUCUGAAACAAUCAGGUUUGCUAUUACUCACGGAUUUACGCCGAAUAUUUGCAUUGAAUACAAAACUGACCCCAACGCUUCAGCAAUACAGUGGCUCGAUCCUUUGCAAACUUCCGGCAAAAAGCAACCUUACAUGUUUACUCAGUGUCAGGCAAUACAUGCGCGAAGUUUAGUGCCUUGUCAAGAUGUUCCUGGCGUUAAAAUAACCUAUAAAGCAAAACUCAAUGUACCCUCAGGUCUCGUUGCUGUAACAAGUGCUAUUCGCCGAGGAGAUGAGAUCGAUACCAAAGAUCCUACUAGGAAAAUAUUUUUUUCUGAACAAUCGGUUCCGAUUCCAAGUUACCUGAUUGCUUUAGCUGUCGGUGCAUUAGAAAGCAGGAGAAUCGGGCCAAGAUCUCAUGUAUGGUCAGAAAAGGAGACCGUAGACGCUGGUGCUUUCGAAUUUUCAGAGACUGAGACAAUGCUUAAAAUAGCCGAGGACUUACUAGGGCCAUAUUUAUGGGAUCAGUAUGAUUUACUACUUUUACCACCAUCAUUUCCUUAUGGAGGAAUGGAAAACCCUUGCCUUACAUUUGUUACACCAACUUUACUGGCUGGCGAUAAAUCUUUAGCAAAUGUAAUUGCACAUGAAAUCGCUCACAGUUGGACAGGCAAUCUAGUAACUAACGCAUCUUGGGAAGAUUUUUGGCUGAACGAAGGUCAUACAGUAUUUGUAGAACGUAAAAUUGCCGGUCGAAUGUUUGGAGAAAAGAUGAGGCAGUUCGCAGCUAUUGGUACUUCUAUUAAUGUUUAUUAUCAGGUCAAGAGAUACGGAGAUAAUCAUCCAUUCACGGCACUUGUACCUAAAUUAGACAGAAUAGAUCCUGAUGAUGCGUUCUCCAGCGUUCCCUAUGAAAAAGGUUUUGCACUCUUGUAUCACUUAGAGCAAGUUGUCGGAGGUCCAGAGGUGUUCGAACCUUUCCUUAAGAGCUAUAUUCAGCAUUUUAAAUACAAAUCAUUAAAGACUUCGGAAUGGAAAGAUUAUCUAUUCUCUUACUUCAUUGAUAAAGUGAGAGACACUCAAGAUGCUCUCGCGAAAGUCGAUUGGGACGGCUGGAUAAACAAACCCGGAAUGCCUCCUACUACAUUAGAAUAUGACACAUCAUUGGCCGAUGCUUGCACAGAAUUAUGCAAUCGUUGGUUAAAGGCAUCGGAAGAAGAACUGGAAUCCUUUAGUAGUGAUGAUAUUAAAGACUUUUCUUCUCCUCAAGUAAUCGAAUUUCUUUCCAAAUUACUUGUUGAGGCACCGAUUACAGUUAAGAAGGUAAAAGCAAUGGAUAAAGCAUAUUCAAUGGGUACUCGCAUCAAUUCAGAAAUUCGUUUUAGAUGGCUGCGGAUUUGUGUACGAGGUGGUUGGGAGAAUUCCUAUUCUGUAGCUUGUUCAUUCAUAACUGAACAGGGUCGCAUGAAAUUUGUUCGACCAUUAUAUCGGGAUCUGUACAAUAAUGCAGCUUCUCGAGAUCUAGCCAAAUCGACUUUUGGUCAAAAUUGCAAUUUUUAUCAUAAUAUAGCAUCGAAGAUGAUUGCCAGCGAUCUACAAAUGUAA